AGCCGGACGAGUCGGCGGAGGAGCAAAUCAAAAUGGCGAGCCAAGAGGAGUCAGUGAGGGAGUUCGUCGCUGUGACCGAUGUGGACGAGGAGAGAGCCCGCUUUUUCCUGGAGUCCGCCGGCUGGAACCUGCAGCUCGCACUCGCCAGUUUCUUUGAGGACGGAGCUGAUGACGACAUAGUGACGCUCCCUCAACCUGAGGGAGGCUCCUCGGUCUCUCGUUCUGCAGGUCCAAGCUCGCAGCCCAGAGUGACUUCCUUCAGAGAGCUGAUGCAUGAGGCAGAGGAAGAGAGUGACGAGGAAGAAGGUCAAAGGUUUUUCGCAGGGGGAUCAGAGCGCAGUGGGCAGCAGAUCGUUGGGCCUCCCAAGAAGAAGAGUUCCAAUGAGGUGGUGGAGGAUCUUUUCAAAGGAGCCAGAGAACAUGGAGCUGUGCCUCUGGACCGGGCUGGGAAAGGUCCAGGAGAGACCAGUAAAGCCAAGGCCUUUUUGGGGGGAGGUUACAGGCUAGGAGCAGCUCCUGAGGAGGAGUCCGCCUAUGUGUCUGGAGAGAGACGCGCUGCCGGCGGCAACCAGCAGGAUGUACACGUGGUGCUCAAACUGUGGAAGACAGGUUUCAGUUUGGAUAAUGGAGAACUCAGAAACUACAGCGAUCCUGGAAAUUCCAACUUCCUCGAGGCAAUCAGAAGGGGAGAGAUCCCCCUAGAGUUGAGGCAGCGGUCUCGAGGGGGCCAGGUCAACCUGGACAUGGAGGACCACAGGGAUGAGGACUUCAGCAAACCCAAGUUGACUUUUAGGGCCUUUGGAGGUGAAGGACAGAAGUUGGGAAGUGCCACCCCGGAGUUGGUUACAGCUCCGGCCUCCGCCCAGCAGGACCAGGCUGCCAACGAGGUCCAAGCCAGCACCUCAGUGGCCCUUGACCCCUCCCAGCCCGUCACCAACAUUCAAAUCCGACUGGCUGAUGGUGGCAGGCUGGUCCAAAAGUUCAACCAUACCCACAGGGUGUCUGACCUGCGUGAGUUUCUGGUCGCGGCCCGGCCUACCAUGGCCGCCAGAGAGUUUGUUCUCAUGACCACCUUCCCCAACAAGGAGCUGACGGACGAGAGUCAGACGCUCCAGCAGGCCAACCUCCUCAACGCCGUCAUCGUUCAGCUGCUAAAGUGAAGUGCAGAGAGUGUAAGGUCAAUCCCUGCUGGUGCGGCCGAGUAGUGCAGCCACGUGAAACCUGCUGCCCCUUCUGAGGGAGGAGAAAACAUGGACUUAUAUAUGGACUUCUAAUUUCUGAGUUUUGUUUUUCUAAAGUCAAAUGUAAUAUUCUACUCCCCCCCACACCACCACCACCACUACCACUCUCCCUCUCACCCUUGCGUGGUCUGUGAUGGCACUAAUAAAGGGGCGAACUUAAAAACCUUCCUAAAUCAAGCAGAGAACUCUCAAAGAUCUUGAAAGCUGCAGAUACUGUUACUGAUUGGGGACGUGUUUCCCUGAGAGCAGUAGAUGGUCUAAUCCAAAAACGCAACAGCAGUCCAGCUUUCUGAGGAGCAGCAGCUUGGUUGCAGAGAUGGUCACUAAACUUGGCUCUUUUUUUCCAUUAACUUGCUCCCCUCUUCCCCUUUUCUAUUAACCUUCAUUUGGCCCUUCAGCUGUGUUUAAUGUCAGGUGCUGGAGCCCUCACCAGACCACCGGCAGAGUCCCAGUUCCAACCGCACAAACCAGAACCACAUAAGGAAUACUAGUCUUAUUAAAAGUACAUGUUGACAGUGUGGUUUUGUAAACGUUUCCUUAUCUCUCUGCUUUGAGAGAAAAGUACAACGUUGUCACAAAACACUAUUACCUUUCCAUCCAAACUAACCAAUACCAGUAGCCUUACUAUCCUUUAUUCAACUCCACAAACACAUUUGUUCAAAAUCCAGAUGGAAUUAUUUUUUUAAGCUGCCUUUUCUCCCUCUUUUCUCUUUUCCUUUACAGAUUGUAAGAUUGUCCCUGUUACACAUUUUGAUAUUGUGUAACAUAACAGCUGCACAUGGCUUUUUUGUCAAACAAAAGAUCAUAUAGAUUGUAAACUCUGGUUUGUAGUAGUGGACUCCUAUGACACACUGACAUCUUCUAUGCAUCCUGGGGCAACACAGAAAAUAUGUUUGGACCUCCUGGUGAAAUAAAUCCAUUUUAUGGUUGAUGUAUAAAGAACAAAA
This is a messenger RNA of Pleuronectes platessa (European plaice), 2188 nucleotides long. RefSeq names its product NSFL1 (p97) cofactor (p47) (gene nsfl1c). The record is from RefSeq and is a predicted model, not a curated record. Gene Ontology annotation, molecular function: ubiquitin binding. Gene Ontology annotation, cellular component: nucleus; cytosol. Gene Ontology annotation, biological process: proteasome-mediated ubiquitin-dependent protein catabolic process; Golgi organization; membrane fusion. Lineage: Eukaryota; Metazoa; Chordata; Actinopteri; Pleuronectiformes; Pleuronectidae. The transcript has 9 exons. Bases 33 to 1160 code for a protein of 375 amino acids.